UUAAUUGUGCGAAUUGUUUGUCGACCGAUAGAUAAGCUGAUAGUUCUCUCGGCGCUAUCGCAGUGAUGGUCUGAGAAGAAAAAAUGGUAGUGAUAGGUGAUGGAGAAAUGAAUCUUGAUGAUGAAGAACCGAAACAGGGGAUCUAUCUGCCGUCGCAGGACAAAGGGGUGGACACCAGGGUAUACCUCAACAGAUACAUCAAACGCGAGUUCCCCCACCCCAAAAAUGGCGCGUCUGCAGUAUACAGCGUCCCAAAAAUGUUCCAAAAAAGCGGGGAAAAACAGGCGAGUUUGGCCGAACAAGAAGUCUUCGAAAAGCUCAAGGGGGUGGACCGUGGGGGCAACAUGGGGCUGUGGAUGACCUUUUUUCACAGCGCGAGCUACGGAGGCCACUCCUUCCGCAACCAAAGAGUCGGCAAACUAAUGAUACGAGAGCACGAUUUCGUUUUGUUUAUCACUUAUAGAGGUAGCCACUUUGUAGCUCUAGUGGAAGUUAAAUCCACCAAUGACCAGAACUCCAAUAAAAACAACCUGGAGAAGGUGAGUGAUGCUAAAGUGAUCAAAAACAACAAGCGGUCGGCGCAGCACCAGCUCAGGGACCACCUGGAGGUCCUCGAAGGAGUGCUCGGCGGCAACCCGCAAGAGAACGGGGUACAAAGCUACAUCAUGUGGCCUUUUCUGGGUGCCAACACCAAAGACCCCAAACAACAAACCGUGAAGCGGUGGAAAGAAGACAAGAAUUUGCACGUGUUUGAAGACACGAUUGAAGUCCAGGAGAAGUUCGACGGGUGGCUGUUGGAGACGGUACUCGCGGGCACGAACGUGCCCGAGGCCAUCUUCGACGUCCUUUUGAACCGAUUCGUUAUUUUGAGCUGUGGCGUCUUCGUCGACGAGAUCGACCGGGGGUUGAUGGCGCUCUUGACCCAAGAACAACUCGACCUCCUCCAUUCCAACACGUGCCAACAAUCCAAGGCUCUGGUGGUCCAUGGGGCAGCCGGUACCGGUAAGACGCUUCUGGUUUUACGGAAACUCGAGUUGCUGCACCGAGCUGGUCGUCUCAAUGAAGACAACCGAGCCUUGUAUAUUUGCUACUGGCCGGGAAUUAGGUAUGAGUUGGAGUUGAAGAUGGAAGCUUUGGGGAUUAGGGAGUUCGUGGACACGGCGAGAUUUUACAUCUCGAUACCCGACUUCCUCAAGAACAACAAAAACGUGUACAAGCACGUCUUCAUGGAUGAAGCUGAAGCACUAUGUCUCGCUUUGGAUGAUCGAAUCAUCAAAAACACUUUGGCGACGAUCUACAAGAAGUACCACGAUGGAAACUGCACUCGUUGUGGGUGCAACGAAGGCGAACUGCUCCCAGUGGAAAACAUCACCGACAAGCUAAACCGUCAUCAAGGAACAGCCACCUGGGGAGCGUUGUGGUUCAUGGUAGACAUCAACCAAGCGUCGCUUUUCCUCCCCAAGCACUCCCCCAAACUCCUCAAAACCCCCUCCAUCCUCCUCACUAAAGUCAUGCGCUCCACAGGCUACAUCUUCACCGUGUUUAAACAAUUCUACAGCGUCCCCAUGCCUCUCCUCCCUAAGAAAAUCCAAGACAGCAUGCACAUCCCGGAAAUUACCAUCGGGCACCACGUGUUCGGACCACCCAUCUACUGGGUGGACUCGCAACACAAUAUAGACAAAGUCGUGGCUAAGGUCAUCAUUGAUUUGUGUACCUCUAAGGGUUUCAAACCCCACGAUUUGUGUGUCAUUCCGUUUCUAGUCAAUGAGAAGUUGGUUCCUGAGAGUAUAAAUAAGUACAUUGAUGAGGAGUUCGUGGAGAAUAGUUUUCGUCCGAAUGCUGUUAGAGACGUGGAGCACUUCUUGAAGUACAGAGAGAUUAACAAUUUUUUGAUUGCGUGGGCGUUGAGAGUGAAGGGGUUGGAGUUCAAGGUGGUGAUUAUGGCGAUCGAUGAAGACGAUUUUGAUUUUAAGGAUGCGGAGGAUAGGAAGAAGGCGUAUAUAAUGGCGUCGAGGUGCACCUCCAUGUUGAUUGUGGUUAGUAGGGAGGGGGUGCGGAACGACAUGGAGUUGGCGGGGAGGUUCGAAAAGUAUCCCUUUUCUAACGACUUAUAAGUAUUAUAUAAUCAAUCUGUGUUAAAAUAGUAUUAAAUAGCCAAAUAUAAUAUUCAGAAUUGG
Messenger RNA from Zophobas morio, 2177 nucleotides. RefSeq lists its product as uncharacterized. The record is from RefSeq and is a predicted model, not a curated record. The transcript has 4 exons. Bases 84 to 2114 code for a protein of 676 amino acids. NCBI's taxonomy places the organism in Eukaryota, Metazoa, Arthropoda, Insecta, Coleoptera, Tenebrionidae.